AUGGAUCAUGUAUUUGCCAGACUUCGUUAUGAUGCAUCCUCAUUACCUCUUCCGGGUGAUCGGGAGAAGGAGAAGGAUGAGCUCAAAAUUGACUAUCCCACAAAUAUGGAUGGCUAUCGAGAGAUUGAGGAGCUGGGCGAAGGUUGUUUCGCCAAGGUUAUGUUGGCCCAGGUCCUCGGAUGCCGACAUCGAGUUGCGUUGAAGAUGAUCGAUGUAAGUCUUGUUUAUUCAUCCGAUGCUUUCUGUUUUUAGGUAAUUUUUUGUAGAUGCUUGUGUGAUUUACCGAGCUUUUCCCAAGUUUAUACUUAUUUAACGCUUGCUUCUUUUUCACCUUAUUUUAAUACCUAAUUUUAGUUGACAAAAAUCGAAGACAAAACGGCAAUGCAAUGUGCUGAACGGGAGUUUGAGCUGGCUCGGAAACUGCUCAAGCACAGCAAUAUCGUCCGGACAUUUGCUACUUUCAAGGAUCCUGUGAGUUUUAAUGUUUUGCACAUCUCUUAUAUUAUCCUUGAUCGACUGGGUGAAAAGAAUGCAAUCGUCGGUUUCUGCAGCGUCGUUAUGUCCUUUACAUGAAGCAGUUGGCUUUUUGCCCUGUUUCCCGCAUUUACGUAACUUUCACAUCUAAUAUCAUGGAGAUGUAUAAAAUUAUGCAAUUUUCACUAUUUUGUCCUUUAUCUUUUCUGUUUCAGUUGGAGAAGACGCUUGUGAUGGUAAUGGAGUACAUGCCGAAUGGAGAUUUAGAGAGGUAUAUCCACACAACCUUCCUUUCCAAGAACAAACUUACUCCAGAAGCCAGAAUCUGGCUCUACUUCGAACAGAUCUCCGCCGCUAUCGAGUUCAUGCAUUCCAAACGUAUUAUCCAUCGAGGUGAGUUGCUUUUCACAUUUGUAUUUGAAAUUUAGAUCUGAAACCCGCCAACGUGAUGCUUGCGAAUUCCUGGAGAGUCAAAGUGGGAGACUUCGGGCUGAGUAGGAUGAGAUCAGCUGCCACAGUCGAGGUGAAGACGGUUUGCGGCACUCCGUACUACAUGUCGCCUGAAAGGAUCCUCCAGAAGGGAUAUACGUAUGCUAGUGAUGUGUGGAGUCUUGGCUGUAUCCUUUAUGAGGUGGGUGUCAUGGAUAAUAUAAAUUUUUGGUAUUUUCAGAAAUUUAUUCGAGGUUUUUGACUUUAAAAAAAAGAAUAUGAAGUUCAAAGUUUAAUUGGGUGCUUAUUUUCAGCUGGCCACUGCAGUUUCCCCUUUCUUUGGCGAACGUCACAACAGUUACUCGCUUUCGAACAAAGUCGAGCUCGCCGACUAUCCACCGAUCCCCGAAGAUUGUUACUCCCCCUUCCUUCAUGAGCUCGUCGAUCUUUGUUUAACCGCUGAUUUCAUGGCUCGACCUCCAGCCUCUGUUGUUCAUGAAUAUUCCCGGAUCAUGGUGCACAUGUUCGCCAAGUACACGCGAUUCUGA
Messenger RNA from Bursaphelenchus xylophilus (pine wood nematode), 1451 nucleotides. NCBI's taxonomy places the organism in Eukaryota, Metazoa, Nematoda, Chromadorea, Rhabditida, Aphelenchoididae. The record is from the annotation of a GenBank genome assembly.